AUGGCAGCUCCUGUGGAGAAUUGGUACCCGCAGCAAAGCGCCGUGACGUUUCAGCCGGACUGGCAACAUCGCCAGUUUGACGCUCAGUUUCUUGGCCGACCACAAGCAGUCGUGCCCCAAGCCCAAUGCCAACUUCAAUACCAUGCCUGCACUGUGCAGCCAAUUGCAUUCCAUCCAAUGACGAUGGAGUUCCUCCACCCUCUUCAAGCUCUCGCUUUGCAGCAGCCUUAUGGCUUCGUCAAUGACAUGUCGGGCAUGCAGCAGCAACUCCUCCUACCUCGCCCGGCACCUGCUCCGAUACAGCUGCAGGAGGCCUUGGACGAUGGCGAAACCUCCUCCUCAGAUGGCGCAGGUGAUGUGCCACCUGAUGGUCCGCGCCGGCGGCGCCGCCGGCGAGGGAAGCGAAAGCGGGGCCCAAGCCUGGCCAUGACAGCCCAGGCCCAGGCCGUUGAAGAAGAUUUCCGGAAGCAACGUGCUUUUCAGGUGCGCAUUUAUGUGGUUGAAGAGGGCUGCAGCGGUGGUGACCUGCUUGCCCUCGCUCAACGCUUCAAUUCGCUUUCAAUCAUAGGCCACUUCCUCCGGCCGAGGAGACGUUACAGGAGCGCCCUCUCCGGGGAGGAGGCAUCUUCGGGCCGCUUUCUCUGCACUGCGGAGGUUGGGCCUGCGCCGCGACCUGAGUUAGCCGGCUUGGACGGGGGGUCAGUGUACAUGUGCUGGAAUUUCAAGGUCCUACAUGACGUGCACCGCCUUCUCGCCAUCCAGGCUGCAGCAUUGGAGGUCCAGCUGCAUCAUGCCGCCAUUGAUUUUGCAAUGCGGAAGGACCAAGAGCUGUGCGAAGCGCUGCUGCCCCGCUCCGCAUCCUGGCUGACACUGCCGGGUUGCCAGUGCGAGUACGAGUAUGCGGGGCUCCGGUUUCCGGCAAUGACGAUGCCUGAGUGGUUCCUGGAAAUCACGGACGAGGUUGCACGUGCGUGCGGACUGCAGGAACGCCCAAACUCUUGCAAUGCCAACCUCUACAAGAGCGGCGUGGACAAUGUGAGCUGGCACUGUGACGAUGAGCCUCUCUUUGACGCUACAGGUCGGGAUGCGCUCAUCGUGUCACUGUCACUCGGAGCGACGAGGUCCUUCUGCCUUCGUCCGAAAGAUGACCCAUUCCAGGAGACCCUCCUUCACUUGGAGGAUGGGGACCUCUGCACAAUGGAGGGCCUUUGUCAGAAGCACUACAGGCACCGGGUUCCUCCCGAAGAGGAUGUUUCGGCGUUGCUAGUCCACAAGUUGUUCAUUCAUGCUCUGAAGGCCUACAACCUAUUUAGACUGCUCGGGGUGUGGGCCUUAGACACGGCAGAGGCUUUCGAGCAGCUCAAUUUCAAGGCGGCCCAGAUGAUGUUCCUCUUUUUUUCCACUGCUAUCGUUUCGACAGCGGCAUCCUUGGCCAUUGCAGCUGCUCCGGUUCUGGUACCCCACCCGGUGGAGGAUUCUGAGGAUCUGCUGUGGAGCCUCGUUGAGUGGCUAGCUGAAGAUGGCUUCUGGACCAACAUGCACGCUCCACCUGGCAGGGCAUUCGCGGUCGAGGGCAUGAAUCGUUUAGGAGCUGUUCAAGAAUGGCUGCCGAAGCUGUACGCCACUCUUGGCAUCGUAGGCUCGGUGGAUCUUUACUGCUCCCGUGUUGGUCGGCGGCCGGUGAACUCGUACUGCUGGCAUGCGGACACCGUGGACGCACUAAUCUACGUCCUCAACGGCACUAAAAGGGUGCGUGUUGCAGGGCAUUUCCCUGGCAGCAGGGUGACCUUGGACAAAGUGAUUUCAGCGGGCUCUGUCGUAUACGUCCCUGGUGGCCGGUUCCACUCAUUGAGGAGCAUGCCUAUGGACGUUGAUGCCAGCAAAGCCGAGCUCGUCGUGGCCCUGAGUAUCGGUCUUCCAAAUCCGAACGAGGACCUGCUGGAGGCCAGGAUAGAUCUCAUGAGGAAGGCCUUCGAGAACCAGAAUCUCCAGUGGAAUGAUGUCGUCGGGCAUGUGGCGGCUCUUCCCGAGGACUUCCCAAAGAAACCAGAGGUCGUCUUCGCCGAGAAGGACGACUUGGACUCCCACGGGUUUUCUGCCCUACAUCGGCGGACCUUGCAGGGUGAUGCGCGGCGCCUGGCGGUGCUGCUGCACUCGGGUGCGGAGGUGAACCUCCGCAGCCUGCCCUCCGCACAGCGACCAGCGUUGACAGCACUUGGCCUUGCGGCUUGCUGCGUGGCAGAGGAGCCAGCGCUCCUGCUGACCGGCAAACUUCUGGACACAUGGCCUCAGAAAAGCAUCCCAGCCCGGUCGUGA
Molecule: messenger RNA, 2316 nt
Organism: Symbiodinium pilosum
Lineage: Eukaryota; Dinophyceae; Suessiales; Symbiodiniaceae
Source: the annotation of a GenBank genome assembly